CUAUCUAGCUCCAAUAGAGCAAGUAGAGCCGCUCUUGUGCAACCAACACCACCACCUCCUCCAUUGAUUCACAGACUUCAAAUUCCCCCACAAGCAGCCCAUCAGCUUCCACAGUGAUCAGAUUAAUAACAACAAUAGCUUGUGAUCACACAGGAGGAGAUACCGGCGCUGCUCGUCCUCCGCGGGAUACUUGGAUAGCUACAGCAACAAGGAUCCAUCCCUGCGCUUGAUCCACACCUGUGUUUUCCACUUUGAGAACACCCGCUGUCCGUGUAAUUACUUGGAUACCUGCGCGUUGUCCUUUUUAUAAAUGUCGGACUGUAUAUAACUGCUAUGACAGGGAAACUAGCGGACAAGCUCCCUCUUACCAUGAGCAGUUUAAUAAACACGAUCCCUGACAGUCUCUACCCAGAAGAGGACAUCCCGACGUCUAUGAAUAUUUUUACCAAUACGGAAUCUAUUAACCACUACUCGCAGAUGAACACAGAUAAUAUCAUGGAUCUGGGCAUGGGAAGUGAGAAAGGAACUUCAGAAAUUCAAUAUGGAUCCAGCUUCCAGUCCAACCGCAGCGGGCAGACUGUCACCUACCUGGGGAAGUUUGCCUUUGACACCCCUCCGUCAGGUGGCAUCGGUGGCUCUGGCUGGUGCUCUGAUAACAAUAUCAUCAGUCUAGUCAGUGCAGGAAUUCUGGGCGUUUCUCCAUCACCCGGCACGGUAACGACGCAGACAUCUUCCUCCGCAGCCAGCAUGGGCGGACAGACGUCAGAUAUGGAGCAGGUAUACGGUCCGCCGCUGCCUGCCUAUUCCACCUGCAGUGACCUGUACCAGGAUCAGGUCUCCUUCCACCACAGCCCUGCCACCAGCACAGCCCUAGCCUACCCUGGCAAUGACUAUCAUUCCACAUCCAAAGCCUCCAUGGAUGGCAGCCUCUUCUCCAUGAUCCCUGACUACAACCUUUUCCAUCAUCAGGGGGAGGUUGGUGUGAUGGAACACAAGCCCUUCCAGACCAUGGACCCUAUCCGAGUCAACCCUCCACCCAUCACACCCCUGGAGACCAUCAGAGCAUUCAAAGACAAGCAGCAGAUUCACCCAGGUUUCAUCGGCGGGCAGCAGCACCCACCUCAACACCACCCACCGCCACAGACUCUGACACUCAAACCCAUUCGACCACGGAAGUACCCUAACCGUCCCAGUAAAACACCUGUCCACGAACGGCCGCACGCCUGCCCGGCAGAGAACUGUGACAGACGCUUCUCACGUUCAGACGAGCUCACACGUCACCUCCGCAUCCACACAGGUCACAAACCCUUCCAGUGCCGAAUAUGCAUGCGCUCCUUCAGCCGGAGUGACCACCUGACCACGCACAUCCGCACGCACACGGGAGAGAAACCCUUCUCCUGUGAGUUCUGUGGACGCAAGUUUGCCAGAAGUGACGAGCGUAAGAGACACGCUAAGGUUCACCUGAAACAGAAGGACAAGAAGCCAGCUGACAAAAGCGCUGGGGCAGCUGGGAGCCACAGCUCGCCACCCAGCUCCUGUGGGGGGCCAACAGUGGGAACAUCAUGACCAUCAUCACUAUGUGCACUUGGACUGGACCCUCACAAUGCCCCAUAAAGAGACUUAAGAAGAAGGGAUCACAUCUACUAUGAAAUAAAUAGGUGACUCUUUUCCUCUCUUUUACAUCCCCUGCUCUUUUGAGUUAAUCCUUCUAUUUUUGAGAUGGAUGCCUUUAGUUUAAGUACGAGGGGAAAGGCUGUUACACCCUUCUCUUUCAAGCAACUCAGAGCCUCAGCUACUGUAACACAGUGCCAGCACAAAGACAGGCACCUUGGCACACUUUGUCCAAAAGGUCACAGUGUAUCUGUAAGUUUAGGGGAGGAUACACUUUUGUAAAUUUUUCUGAUAAUUUUUUAAUUGGAAGGAUGCCAGAGCCCAUCAUAGGGAUUGAAACAGACAAAAUUACAGUGGAGCUUAGUUAAAUGGUGAGUUGUCUGGGAUGUAUGCAUUAAUUUUAUUAGGCUGUUUAAAAGUGCAAUUGGUUAUAUUUGUGUACUGUCAUGGAUACCUUAUUAGUGGCACUUGACUGUCUUUCUGUUGUUUUUGUUGAGGUGUAGUGUUUUUCCUUUCUAUUUGAAUGUUGUUUUCUCAAAGAAUGUGCCAAAUGUAUUGUGGUAAUACAGCCAACCUUGUUCUUAUUAUUGUGCCUGAUAUUUGCCAAACACCAGUGAUAUCAGCUUAGCACACAUGUUCAGCUAAAGGAAAGAUCAGAUUCACUGUUUCUCACAUUUAGAUUUACCUGCACAAUUUGGCUAAAUCUAGCUAAUGACUGAAUGGGUCACAACUCUGUGGAAGACUCACAGCAAACACGUCUUGUCGUUUUACCUGUGCUUGUAAAACAGAUAUGCCUGCAGCAGCAAUUCAUGCCUUUUCCAGUAUUUACUUAUUUGUAGUCACUUUGAGACACUGUGUAGUUUUUGUUGCCUUUUAUAUGGUGGCUUUAUGUGGCGUUAACAGAAAAUAAUUUUCAUGGCUUGUUUCAAAAAAAAAUUUCCCCAACACUGUUUUUUUUUUUCCACUUGUGCAGUUAUAUGCAAUAUAUUCAUGACAUAUCCCACCAUAAAUCAAAUUAACUGAGAGCACAUUUAGACAGACUGAACUACUUAAAAAUAUGACACUGGGUUGCAAAUCAGCACUAUAUGAAAGCAAAUAUUAAAAAAGAAGAAAGCAGAGAUAAUUGAGGCCCUUUGUGCUUCACAGUAUGUGGACAUAGUUGAAGUCACUAAAAGACGCAGCAGCAUAUGGUAAGAAAAAAAAAAAUCCACAUACAUGUUUACACCUUUUAAAAUACUGAGAGACUGAGAGCUGAGUUGUUAACUAAGGGGUUGUUGUUUUUUGUACAGUAUACAAAUAUGUAUGCAGGUAGCUACAGUAGAAGUUUCACUUUUGUACUCAAAUGUCAAAUGCACCAUAACUCAGUAUUAAAUUGUGCAUAUAUGUGCAUGCCUACAUGCACUCUAUGUAAAUACAAAUGUCUGCAUAAACAAGAACUUUCAAUUGACUGAAUGCUUGUGCAGAACAUGUAAAGCUUUUAGUAAUGUAGUUAUAAUACAGAAUAUUUUGUUGUCAUAGGUCAUUGCAAACAUUUUGGAGCACUAUAAUAGUGCCAAAUACAGUGUGUUAUCUUCCAUUGACAAAAAAAGCACUUGCGCCAUCUGUACACUUUAAAGUGGUAACUGGUUUGAGAAAGCACUAAUGUGUUCUCUGAAUAAAUGAAAAGAUUUUUUUUUUUUUUAUAUUUUGUAUAUCUCCAUUUUAGUUGUAAUCAUUUAUUUCAAUUAUUUCAAUCAGCACAUCUUCCCUACUGUAUCAGCACUGUUAGAUUUGAACAUAAUCUGUGUUCAUUCAGUCACAGGAACUUUCAGGGUGACAAACUGGUUAUUCUCACAUGGGUAGGUGACUUCACAAUUGGUUUGUCUAAAAGCAUGCAGUACAUUGCAGGGCAGUGCCAACGUAUUUCACCUCUGAUUCUGAUUCCUUAUUGAUAUUGGUCCUACUUGUUUUGUCCUUUGCAUCCUUUUACUCUACUUUUUACUGCAUGACCAAAAUGACAAAUGCACAACAAUAAUCACAUUUGAUACAAUUCAGUGACCAUAGGGAAAUUGCCUUUUCUAAGAAAUUUUCACCUUGUAAGAACAGGAGACAUUUAUAUGUCUUUAUGGUUCGAUGAUGCAUAAAGGUACAACAAAUCCUAUUAAAGUGUUUUUGUCAACUUCAAAAUACAUUGCUUACAUUAAUAAAAUGAUAACAAAAAAACCCUAAAUAAUACUGCAUAUGAAAAAUUAAAUGUGAGGAAUAAAUUAGAUAUGAACAAAUACAGUUAUUAAGCAACAUGAUAUAGGCAUAAAAAACUAACAUCACGGUUCUUUAAACAAAUAAAUAAUUUUGAUUAGUUACAUUGCCAUAAUGUUUGCCUGGGAGGGUAAUGACCGGGUCAGUGUGGUGAUACAGUUUCUUAUUUCAUUAGAAUCCUUACUUGAUCAAUUUUAUUGAUGAAAUAUCAGAUACAAGAAACACUCUUCUCUCAAUUUAAUUAAACAGACAGUGUUUCUAGUUAUAAACUAAUGCUCUUUGACUGUUAGAGUGUGUGCUGCAUUUGAGACUGAGAAUAAAAAAAAAACAUCAGCCGGAAAUAAAUACUGUACCAUUCAGUGGACACAGCGAUUAGACUAAAAGAAAAUAUCGACUCAAUAAUGCAAAGGCCAGUAGAAAAGUUCAGAAAAGCCGCUUCAAAAUGAGCUUCCAAGCCCAUGCUUUCCCUUUCCUGUAACAACCAGUUUUUCACUGCUGAGCUUCCUGGCAAGUAUCCACUUAUUUUCCAAUUAAUUUGGCCUCAGAGACUCCUUUCUCAACUCAUCUACAUGGUUAAAUGAACAGACCUCCUUGCACUUUUUGAGAUUCACACACUCUGUAACAUCUAAUUGUAAAUCAAUACUUCUGUAUUACAUAAAUAUGUUAAUUUAUGGAUGGUCAUCAACAACUGUAUGUUUUAUGUGGUCAUUCCAAUAAAAUGCAAUUAAAUUAACAGCCAGACUUAAUAGCUCCUUAAAACGGUAACCUUUUUCAGACUGAAAAAUAAAAUAAUAUGUCCAAUUUCUGAUCUGGAGAGUCAGACGUGGAUUUUGUAAGGUUAAAUCUUGUGAUGAGUAAUGGCUCUGAUGAAAAACUGUAGCACAUAGGCUCCUGGAGCUUGGAAACAUAACAAGUGAUCAGAAAUACAUAGAAAACACAAUAUGUUUAUCUUAAAUGUCAUAUAGCUGUAUCAACAAUAAUUUGAUGUGAGAUUAUAAUCAUUGUAGACUCUGGAUUAUUUUGAAUUUAUUUGACCAAAAAUGCUCCUGUGUGCUCUUGAUUUGACACUUGCUAGUGAGAAUGGAUGUUUUUAAUUAUAGUAUAUUGAAUGUGGCUCCUCUGAGAGAAAACUGUGUUUAUGUUGCUUUGUGUUAAGGAAUGAUGCAGAGUAAGGCGGAGACGACACCAAACUAUUUCCAUGUCUAAAUGAAGCCAUGUAAUUACGACUUUGCAAACUCGAUAUUUCAUCGCUCAUAUCCCCUGACUGUGUUUGUCACUUUUGUUUUGUAACAUUUUGUAAUAGACAGAUAGAUUUUACAAAAUGUAAUCCAGCCUUCUCAAUACAGUUUGGCAGUUGAACAAUACAAGCACCAUGUUCUGCAGAACAAUAAGCCUACAUUGUAUGGGUAUGUGUGAAUGCUAUCAAUACAUGUCAAUGACCUGUUAAAAAAAAGUCAGAAACAGUUAUUUCUUAAUAUUGUUUCUCCAAGAAUAAUAUAUGUUUUUAUGUUUUAUUGUCCAAAAGUGGGUGGCUGAAAGCUCUGAAAUUGGAAUUUGCCUCAUCCUCGUUCUCUGCUCUAUGUUGGAUCUGAGCCAACAUCAGCAGCCAUCUUUGUGCCAAACUGGGUUGCAGGGUUGGCUGAUCAAAAACAAUAUGUGAUGAGAACUCCACAGGAGCAACAAAUCAUAAAUGUGACCUCUGUCUGCUCGCAGUUGAAGGCAGCCUUGUACUAAUGUUUGUGUCUAACUGUUUGAUUUAGUCUCUGUGAAGUUGGCCUUGGGCAAGGCAAUAGACUUGGACUCAUUCAUGCCAAUUAAAAAUUACAGGACAAAAAAAAUCUCACCUUUAAAGAUAUUUAAAUAACAUGUAGAUAUUACAGGCUACUCGUGUCAUCUUAUGGACUAUAGGGUGGCUUCAGGGAAUUUGUUGUCUUCAGCAGUGACACUAUGGUGUUCAGAUGGAGUCUAUACUCACUGUUUUCUGUUGUGUUGUGUUUCCUUUUCAUUACAGUAUAUCCUCAUGUUUGCAUGUGCACGGAAAUGUUCCAUAGUACUGCCCUUAGACGCUGUGGGCGGUGCUCAAUUUCUUUAUUAUGCAUGAAAAUAAAAGUCACAUUGGAUGAAAUGGGAUAAACCUAACAACAAUUCAAGAUGAUGGACAAUUGGAAACACACACUGGGAUAACUGUUUUGUUGGUUGCUUUAUUUUAUUUUAUUUUAUUUUAUUUUUCAAGAAAACAAGGGGUCUUGUUUAGAAUGUUGUUGAUGUCUUUAGCCUAUUUCAUGUUUUUAUUACCUUAUAAUAAGGUCAUUUUAUGAUGAGCUGAAUAUUGAAAUGAAUUUUACUAUAUCCUUGUGAUGGGGAGAUGUGCUCCCCUGUUUACCUGGCAAUUCAGUUUGUUGUAAUGCAAUUGUUAUUUCUAUGUAAGUACUUGAAUAAAGAAAAAUAUCACUUGC
This is a messenger RNA of Sphaeramia orbicularis (orbiculate cardinalfish), 6305 nucleotides long. It is a transcript of the gene egr3, whose product is annotated as early growth response 3. The record is from RefSeq and is a predicted model, not a curated record. The transcript has 2 exons. Lineage: Eukaryota; Metazoa; Chordata; Actinopteri; Kurtiformes; Apogonidae. The coding region runs from base 334 to 1566 and encodes 410 amino acids. Gene Ontology annotation, biological process: regulation of transcription by RNA polymerase II. Gene Ontology annotation, molecular function: RNA polymerase II cis-regulatory region sequence-specific DNA binding; DNA-binding transcription factor activity, RNA polymerase II-specific.